Messenger RNA from Ostrinia furnacalis (Asian corn borer), 501 nucleotides. RefSeq names its product cuticle protein 67-like. The record is from RefSeq and is a predicted model, not a curated record. Bases 74 to 439 code for a protein of 121 amino acids. Lineage: Eukaryota; Metazoa; Arthropoda; Insecta; Lepidoptera; Crambidae. The transcript is spliced from 2 exons.
UUUUACGUCAGUCAGUGCAUUUUGAAGAGUCAAAUCUAACAGGCGGCGGUACCAAAGAAUAACAUUAUACAAAAUGUCAAAAAUUGCAUUGGCAACAAUCAUGGCGUUGCUGGCCACAACAGCAGCCGAGCCUUUCGUCUUCAGCGCACCCUUAGUUGCGUCACCCUACACCUCCGCCGCAUACGAGUACCUCAGCCCCGCCGCCUCUGUAGUGGCAGCCCCAGUAGCCCCUGUGGCCCCCGUGGCCCCCGUGGCCCCCGUGGCCCCCGCCGUGCCAGCCGCCUACCCCGCCACUGUCCCGUACUCGACAGUGUCAGCCUACUCUUACGGGUCAAGCUACAGCGUCCAAGACUACUUCCCAACGGUGGUCAACCCUAGUCCCUCCCUGGCGUACAGUCUGCCGUAUGCAUACGCCGCCGAUUACUACUACCGUCGAUGAGUUGUACAUUUUUUACUGUGACAAUGUGAUAUUUUAAUUCAUAAAUAAAUGUAUUGAAAGUU